Messenger RNA from Plectropomus leopardus (leopard coralgrouper), 1686 nucleotides. The record is from RefSeq and is a predicted model, not a curated record. NCBI's taxonomy places the organism in Eukaryota, Metazoa, Chordata, Actinopteri, Perciformes, Serranidae.
UUUGUGGCACCAUCCAGGCGGGAAACGCAGCGACAUCUCGCUUUAAACUUUAGACAAAACAAGACAAAACCAUUCCUGUCGUCCGUAUCCUUCCGUUGUUAUUCGCAGAGAACUGAAAGUAACGAAUUGCGGCGCUCAGAGGUGACGGACGGACGCACGGUUUCCUCACGGCGAUCAGUCAGAGCUUUAACAAACACAUCAUCCGUACUUCCUGUUGUGUUUUUGUCUAACCGAGCGUCUCUUCAGUCUCUGUCUCAGGCUGACGGCGAGCUGUCCGGCCUGCCGACGCCCGACUCCACCCCGGAGCUGCCCAUCAAGAACAUGAAGGCGCUGCGGCACCAUCAGUACGAGAAGAACCAGAACUGCAACAACGCCAAGGACAACCCCGCCUCCGGGCCCAGCGGCGCCGGAGCCGGUCUGGGCUUCAUGGCCGUUGUCGGGAACUCCGUGACCCAGCAAGCGUUUCCCUUCUCUCAUCACCACGGCAACAGUUUGACUAACGGGACGGCUCACGGAGCGGGAGCCUCGUCGACUUCUCUGCACCUGCCAGAGGAGAGGAAGAUCCUGAGUGACGAGCGAGCGGCGGCAGCGGCAGGAGGAGGCGGCGGCGGCGUCCCUCAUCACCACCACUCCCAGCAGUCCCUCCCCCAGACGGUGGUGGACGUGUCGGCGCUGGACGAGCUGCUCAAACACAUCCACGAGGUCAGCGCGUCGGGGACCGGCGGUAUCAAGGUCCUCACCCCCACCUCCUCGUCCUCCCUGUUCCCCGGGCCGUCCUCGUCCUCCUCCGGGGGACAUCAUCACGGUCACCACCAUCAUCACCAUCCCAGUAACCACCAUGGCCACACCCGCACGCACCACUACAACCACAGCCAUCACCAUAGCAACCACCACAAUAAUAACAGCAGCAGCAGCGGUGGCGGCGGUCACCAUCACCAGCAGCAGAUCCCCGAGACAGAAUCCGCUCCGUACUACAGCACCUCCACGCUGCCGAGGGACGGACUCCCCAAACGCCUCGACGCUCCCACUCAGAGCUCCACCUCGUCCUCCUCCUCGUCCUCCUCCUCCUCCAACAACCCCACCUCCUCCACCUCCAUCCCUUCGUCCUCCUCCUCCUCGUCCUCCACUCCGCUUCAGCAGCAGGUCAUUCCGGAGAGACCCGGAGGAAGCGGCGUCUCGGUGGCGCGUCAUCACUCCCAGCGGCACUCGCUCAUUAAGAUGGGCAGCGGGGGCGGCGCCGUGCCUCGCCACCACAGCUUCAACCAGCGGGGGCCGCAGCACGCACACUUUCUCGCCAGGAUGAACACCAACAGCAGCAGCAACGGCCCGCCAACCGCUGCGGCGGAUACCAAUGGCGAAAGCCAGCGGCCGUCCAUCGCCAGCACCUGCCUGACGCGGCAGCACAGCUACAGCGAGGGGCCGCACGUGCAGCGGGCGGCCAUUGUCCGCAGAACGGCGUCGCUCAAACCCCAAGUCCCGCCAAAACCUCUGUUCCUCCCUAACACGGCAACGUCAAUGGUCGCAGAGGCGGGAAAAUACAACUACUGAGGCCGUGGGAGGAAGUGGCGCCAUUCCAACACAUCCUCGCCAAAGUGAGAGCGCUGAUGGGACACAAAAGAGACUUCAGAGCUGUUUGUCCCCGUCGCUCCUCGUCAUGACCCCUCAGGACGCCGCUGCCGCUCUGAG